This is a messenger RNA of Strongylus vulgaris, 1362 nucleotides long. The record is from the annotation of a GenBank genome assembly. Lineage: Eukaryota; Metazoa; Nematoda; Chromadorea; Rhabditida; Strongylidae.
AUGAGCCUUGAAGCCGAUGGGUUGCGCCAAAGGCGAACGGGUGUAAAACGAUUAGUUGAAGACCUAGACAUUUUUGAAAAAGUUACUGAUAAUGUGAAGGAAGAGAAGAAACUAUCAUCCGGUCUAAUUUCUAUUAUAUGUUUUUCGAUUAUAUUCUGUCUUGUUAUUGGCGAACUUGCACACUAUAUUUCGGGCAACAGAGAGUACGAGUACCGUUUUGACGUGGACACAGCUCUCUACGAUCUUCCCAACCUGGAUAUGGAUAUGGUUGUAGCAACGCCUUGUAAUAAUCUUGCAGUCAUGAGUAGUAUGGAUGAAAGCGGUGGAAUAUUUGCUCCCUUGCAGCAGAGCAUUCAGAAAGAUCCCACCAGAAAGGAGCAAUGUGCACAAGAAAAAUAUAGCUGUUAUAAUCGUUGCUUUAUAUUCGAUAUCGGGGGUGAAACGCCCGAUUUCGACAGGAGAUUGAUACAUCCCAUCCUUGGUUAUGGUUUGUGUUCCUGGAUGCUAUUUGAAUUCACAGACGAGGAGCAAAUGUACUGGACAGUUCUGCGUCAUGCACAUGCCGCAAUCAACCAUGGUGGUCUCAGAGGGCUUGAAGAGCUUCAGUACGUGGACUCGGAUGUUGAAGAUAACCUGGAACAACUUGCUAAUAAAAAACAAAACGAUGAGGCUGUAGCCCUCACUGAGCAAAGGAAAAAUAAUAAAGAUUCUGAUGGUCUGGGAAAUGGUCAGCUAAUCUUCAUGAUCGGAAAUGGUAUGGGGAUGUUCCAAAUUGUGGCAUCCAAUGGUGCAGAUGAAGGAACUGCAUGCCGUGUUCAUGGGAAGUUUCCUGUUCGAAAAGGAAAAGAGGAAAAAAUAACUAUUUCUAUCGGAACAUCUCUUGGGCUUGGAGUAUUCGCACAUUUGUUGACAUCGAUAUCAACUUUAUGGCAGCCAAGACAUUUAUCGUUACUUCAUAAAGAUUGUCCCCACAAAAAUUUAUCACGGUAUAUUUGGACGAUUCACUAUGGCUUAUCAAUACUCUGUCACGUUCUUGGUAAGUUGUCGCCUAAAGGACAAUACCAUCGGAUAAAACAUCCAUUACAGAAAAAGAAGUUAAAUGAGGGUGAACAUAGCCAUGGUGGCAUUCUUUUCGAAUAUGAGUUUUGCGCCAAUGUUAUAGAGAUUAGGGAGGCUUACAGGUCGAUUAUUACUCUUCUAGUACGUCUGUGUGCGAUAGUUGGAGGCGUUUUCGCGACUAGCCGAAUUGUCAAUAACGUGAUCCAGCAAAUUCUUAGUCUUUUACCUUGGGCUACAAUCUCAACGACUGCAUCUUAUGUAGAAAAGACCACACUGUUGAAUACCGAAACAGUGGCGCGCUAG